GGCCCUGUCAUGCCUGGCAGUCAUUCUGUUGAAAGAUUUGUAAUAGAAGAAAACCUUCACUGCAUCAUCAAAUCCCACUGGAAAGAGAGAAAGACUUGUGCUGCGCAGUUGUUGAGCUAUCCAGGAAAUAAUAAGAUCCCCUUGAACUACCAUAUAGUAGAGGUAAUAUUUGCAGAAUUGUUUCAGCUUCCAUCUCCACCACAUAUUGAGGUUAUGUACACAGCACUUCUCAUUGAACUGUGCAAACUCCAGCCUGGCUCUUUACCACAAGUUCUUGCACAAGCCACAGAAAUGCUUUACAUGCGCUUGGAUACAAUGAAUACUACAUGUAUAGACAGGUUUAUUAACUGGUUUUCCCACCACCUGAGUAACUUCCAGUUCCGUUGGAGCUGGGAGGAUUGGUCAGACUGUCUUACUCAGGACCUUGAGAAGCCCAAAUCCAAAUUUGUGAGAGAGGUUUUGGAAAAAUGCAUGAGGCUUUCCUACCAUCAGCGAAUAAUAGACAUUGUUCCUCCAAGCUUUUCUGUCCUCAGUCCUGCAAACCCAGUGUGUAUUUACAAAUAUGGAGAUGAAAGCAACAGGUCUCUUCCUGGGUAUACUGUAGCACUCUGUUUAACGAUUGCAAUUAAAAGUAAGGCCAGUAAUGAUGAAAUCUUCAACAUUUUAAAAGAUGUGCCUAAUCCAAAUAAGGAUGACAACGAUGAUGAAGGACUCACCUUCAAUCCUUUGAAAAUAGAAGUUUUUGUACAGACUCUGCUCCAUCUAGCUGCGAAGUCUUUCAGCCAUUCCUUCAGUGCUCUGGCUAAGUUUCACAAAGUCUUCAAAGUACUUGCUGAAGGUGAUGAGGGGAAACUCCAUGUCCUGAGAGUUGUAUAUGAGGUUUGGAAGAAUCAUCCGCAGAUGAUUGCUGUUCUUGUGGAUAAGAUGAUUCGAACACAGAUUGUUGAUUGUGCUGCAGUAGCAAACUGGAUCUUCUCUUCAGAACUUGCACAUGAUUUUACUAGGUUCUAUGUCUGGGAAAUCUUACAUUCCACAAUUCGUAAAAUGAACAAGCAUGUACUGAAGAUUCACAAAGAACUGGAGGAGACUAAGGCGAGAUUGGCAAGACAGCACAAAAGACGAGAAAGUGAUGAAGAUGAUGACGACAAUGACCGAAGUAGUGAUAGGGAAGAUGGACCUCUAGAAGAGCAAAUAGAACGCUUGCAGGAGAGAGUAGAAUCAGCCCAGAGUGAACAGAAAAAUCUCUUCCUUGUUAUAUUCCAGCGUUUCAUUAUGUUGUUAACUGAACACUUAGUGCGCUGUGAAACUGGUGGGAUUGAUGUAUUUACACCUUGGUACAAAAGCUGUAUAGAGAGGUUGCAGCAAAUCUUCCUACAGCAUCACCAGAUAAUUCAGCAGUACAUGGUGACCCUGGAGAACCUCCUGUUUACAGCUGAACUGGACCAUCACAUACUGACUGUAUUUCAGCAAUUUUGUGCUCUGCAGGCCUGA
This is a messenger RNA of Charadrius vociferus (killdeer), 1491 nucleotides long. RefSeq names its product nuclear cap-binding protein subunit 1-like. The record is from RefSeq and is a predicted model, not a curated record. The annotation marks the transcript as partial. The transcript has 15 exons. Lineage: Eukaryota; Metazoa; Chordata; Aves; Charadriiformes; Charadriidae. Gene Ontology annotation, biological process: regulation of mRNA processing; nuclear-transcribed mRNA catabolic process, nonsense-mediated decay; mRNA export from nucleus. Gene Ontology annotation, molecular function: mRNA binding; RNA cap binding. Gene Ontology annotation, cellular component: nuclear cap binding complex; nucleus.